AUGAAGCCGCUGUUCGCUCUCCUGAUAUCUUGGAUUGCAUACGCAGCGGCCGUAGGACCCGUAGGUAUAGGGGGAAUAGGAGGUUUUGGAGGUAAAGGUAUUCCGGGAUUGGCAGGAAUAGGUGGCAUAGGUGGUAAAGGUUUGUCAGGUAUCCCUUUUAUUGGGGGCAAAGGUAUAGGUGUUCCUCACAUUCCUCAUCUAGGUGCCGCAGCUGUUAAACAUCAUCAUCCAAUCGGAGGCCUCGGACAUCACCUCGGAGGAUUGGGUCAUAUAGGUCAUGUGGGUCAUUUGGGCCAUGGUCUUGGUGGUGUUGGAUACGGAAAAGCCUAUAUGGUUACCUAUUUCCGUAGAGCUUUCGACGGUUUGAGAGCAGCUGGUGGUAAAGGUAUUUUAACACCCAUAGCACAUAUCACAGGACACGGCAUUGGACAUGGGUUACACCAUGGGUUAGGCCAUGGAUUACACCAUGGGUUAGGCCAUGGAUUAGGCCAUGGUCUUCUGGGUCAUGCUGCCACAAGUGCAAUACCUGUAGGUGCUGCAGCUCUUAAAGGUGCUGGACAUCAUCUUGGUCACGUUGGAUUACCAUUUGCAGGCGCCGCUAAAGGAGGAUUAGGUGUAGGUGGACUGCCCUUCGUAGGAAAAGGAGUAGGAGGAAAAGGAGUAGGACAUAUUGGAGGAGGUCUGGGCGGAUUAGGAGCAGGUGGUAAAGGAUUUGGAGUAGGUGGAUUGCCCUUCGUAGGAAAAGGAGUAGGAGGUAUUGGAGGAGGUCUGGGCGGAUUAGGAGCAGGUGGUAAAGGAUUGGGAGUAGGUGGCUUACCGUUUGCAGGUAAAGGAAUCGGGGGUGUAGGAGUAGGUGGCUUGCCAUUUGGAGGUAAAGGAAUCGGAGGUGUAGGAGUAGGUGGCUUGCCAUUUGGAGGUAAAGGAAUCGGGGGUGUAGGAGUAGGUGGCUUGCCAUUUGGAGGUAAAGGAAUCGGAGGUGUAGGAGUAGGUGGCUUGCCAUUUGGAGGUAAAGGAAUCGGAGGUGUAGGAGUAGGUGGCUUGCCAUUUGGAGGUAAAGGAAUCGGAGGUGUAGGAGUUGGUGUACCUUUCGGGGCUAAAGGAAUCGGAGGAGUUGGUGUACCUUUUGGAGGUAAAGGAAUCGGAGGAGUAGGUCUUCCAUUUGGCGGUAAAGGAAUUGGUGGAAUAGGAGUGGGCGGUUUACCAUAUGGAGGCAAAGGCAUUGGAGUUUUAGGAGGUGUUCCACUUGCUAAAGGUGGUUAUGGACAUUUCGGACACCUACCUUUUGCUGCAGGAGCGAAAGGUGGUUUAGGCCAUCAUCUGCCAUUUGUCGGAGGAGCAAAGGGUGUAGGCCACCAUUUCCCAUUUAUCGGAGGAGUUAAAGGUGGUGUAGGCCAUCAUCUGCCAUUUGCAGGAAAAGGUGUCGUAGGCCAUCUCCCAUUCGUCGGAGCAGGCAAAGGUAUUGUAGGCCAUCUUCCAUUUGCUGGAGCUAAAGGCAAUUUAGCUCAUCUCCCUUACGUUGGAGGAGCUAAAGGUGGACCUUUAGUCGGACACGGAUUCAUUCAUACCCCUCACCCACUGUCGAUUGGAGUAACUGGUAAAUUACCAGUUAUUGGUGGAAGGAGUCUUUCCGUAAUCCCAUUAUUGGGAAAAAGCGGAUAG
Messenger RNA from Centruroides sculpturatus (bark scorpion), 1659 nucleotides. RefSeq names its product glycine-rich cell wall structural protein-like. The coding region runs from base 1 to 1659 and encodes 552 amino acids. The record is from RefSeq and is a predicted model, not a curated record. The transcript has 3 exons. Lineage: Eukaryota; Metazoa; Arthropoda; Arachnida; Scorpiones; Buthidae.